CCAACAGCGGCUAACCGAAUUGUGUGUGCGAACAUUUGAGUAUCGCAUGUCGAGGAGAACUGAAAUCGCGCUUUGUUCUACGUAGUAUAUUUAGUUAAGUUGAGAUGAGAUGCUGCUGAUUACUGUGUGCGCGCAUCAAUAAUUAGCUAGUCUCAGCCAAAGCGCCAGUCUAACACCAGCAGGCUUCUGACAAAAAGAAUUAUGACGAUCCGGUUAUAUAUUUACGUAUUUUUGGCGAUUGCGACAACGGUUAUACCACAAUUUCUUGUGGCUGUAACAAGCUAUGGAUCCUGCUUUACUCCCAACCGCGUGGAAGCUAAUUGUAUUAGCUUAGAAGAUUGUCGCUUUCUUUUCGAAUUGGUACAAGAUCCCAAUCUUUCACAAAACGAUCGCGCAUACUUGCGUAGCAGUCAAUGCGGAUAUCGUAAUCGUAAAGUAUUGAUAUGCUGCCCCCCUCAAUAUCUCACACAAAGUGCCACUACGCCUGCGCCGCCCUUGCCGCCAGUCACUCCCGCACCCGCACCCGCACGUGCACCUGUCCCAGUCCACGCAUCGCCAGCUGCCGUGCUGUUUCCGCAAUCUAGCGGUGCAGCACCAGCAAGACGCCCAGCGAAUAGCCUAAGCAGUGGCAUCGUCAGUGGCGGCAGCAGCAUUGCUUCUUCGCUACCUCAAUUUCCUCAAUGUGGCAAUGUGCUUGACAACCGUAUUUAUGGUGGCACCGAGACAGCGAUUGAUGAAUUUCCUUGGACCGCCUUGAUUGAGUACACGAAACCUGACGGUGUAAAGGGGCACUAUUGCGGUGGCGCUUUGAUUAGUGACCGCUAUGUGGUAACAGCGGCUCAUUGUGUUAAACCUAGUGAUCUCCCUGCUAGUUGGUCCUUGACUGGCGUUCGUUUGGGCGAAUGGGACACUCGCACUGAUCCCGAUUGCAACAAAGAGGGUUGCGCGCCAACUCAUAAAGAUAUUACCAUUGCACAGAGUAUGCCACAUCCGGAUUAUGCGAAUCACAAUGAUCCCAAUGACAUUGCAUUAUUACGUCUUAACGAGUCCGUACGAUUCACAGAUUUUGUUAAACCAAUUUGCUUACCCACAACACAAAAUUUACGCAUGGACACUUUUGUCAAUACUGCAAUGGAUGUAGCCGGUUGGGGUUCAACGGAAAAGAGUCAAAGUAGUCCCGUUAAGUUGAAGGCCACAUUAAAGGUUAAGGAUUUAGAUGUAUGUCGUCAGAAGUAUGCGCAAUUGAAUGGCAUACGAUUGGAUCCGACGCAGUUGUGUGCGGGUGGUGAGUCGGGAAUCGAUACAUGCCGUGGUGAUUCGGGUGGCCCUCUGAUGUUUCAGGACGAUGUAAAUGGUAAAGCGGCUUACUAUCUAAUUGGUGUUGUAUCGUAUGGUCCAACACCGUGCGGUUUAAGUGGUUGGCCAGCGAUAUACACUAGAGUUGGCGCUUUUGUAGACUGGAUUGAAAGAACAAUGCACGUCAUACAAAUAAUCUUUGACUUUGGACGCAACAAGAACCUCACAAUACACAACAACAACAACAACGACAAAGGCUGGCUUCGUGUUAACAGUAAGCAGCUUCAGUUCAAUAUGAUAAAACCGGUGUUAAUUAGCGUCUUCUACAUUGGUGCUUUUCUGUGCGGUUUAUCAGCACUUAGCAAUGCCAUUGCCCUACCCGUUGACUUGCCCAAAUGUAAUUGUAUACCCGUGAAAGAGUGCGAACCAAUCGCAUACUUGCUCUUGAAUCACAGGCCGCAGGAAGCAGACAUAAUAUACAAAAUUGUGCAGAGUGCCGGUUGUGGUUAUGCCGGUCUUGAGCCGCUUGUCUGCUGCCCCACCACUUAUGCUAACCACAAAGCAACGACGCGCGUGCAUGCAACAGAAAUCGAUACAUUCGGUAGAACAGAUCCCGACGAAUGGGUGUGGGAUAGUGCCCAAUUGCCCACACGCUUUGAUACAUUCACAGAAAAGUUGAUGACAGCCAGCUCAAUGGAUAGCAGAUCAACCAAAGGCAGAUCAAACAUUUUUUACGAAGAAACGGAUAUAUUUGAUUUUAAGGAUCCAAAGACGCAACGAAAUUUUCCACAUUCUUUCAAUGAAGAAUUUGUUGAAUUCCAUAAAAAUGAUGAAGAUAAUGGACAGCGCGGUUGUGGUAAGGAUAGGCAAAAACAGUUCAAGCCUAUAACGGAUGUGCAAUGGCAUCCCAUUGACGGGCAUAAAUCUUUUUCGCAUCACCAGCGCGAUCAAGGACACGGACAUGUUAGCAUACACGAUUAUGACCAUUUUGAUGAAGAUGAAUAUCCUCGCAUAAUUUUUAGACCUUUAAAUGAUGGCGCUAUUGUAUAUCCAGACGAUAGACGUUUAAAUCGCCCACUAAAGUUUCCGAUGCAGCGACCGACGUCGACAACGACAACGACCACAAGCACGACACCUACUACAACAACAACGACCUCAACAACAAAGAAGCCGUCCAUCAAACCAACGGAACAGCCCAAAGUCAACACAGCGCGUUGUGGCAUACCGGCAGUCGACGCUGCAAGUGGUGAACGCGUAUAUCCAUGGAUAUCACGAAUAGCUUAUAUUAACAAAACAAAUAAUUUUAUUAGCUAUCGUUGUUCUGGUUCCGUUGUAAGUCAAUCGCACAUCCUGACAGCUGCACACUGCGUCGUUAACCUAGUGAACGAUCUGCGACUCUCUCACGUGCGCAUCGGUGGUGUGGCACUUUCCACUAAUUGCACGGCCAGCACUUAUUUUAGCAACUGCUUCAUCGCUUCACGCACCUUUCAAAUCGCCGAAGUGCGCGUGCAUCCCAGCUAUGAUCAACCUAAGUACGCCAAUGAUAUUGCAUUGGUAAAAAUCGUCGGCGAAGCGAAUGACUACACACCAAUCUGCUUACCUCCAAAUCUGUCUGCUUCUGUACGAGAUCAGCUUAUAGGCAGCCCGGGAAUUGCACUCGGUUGGACAGCGGAUAUUGAAGGCAAUGAUACAAGUAGCCCAAGAGUACGUUACCUCAGCUUACCAAUAGUGAAUACAACUGAGUGCGCUAUCACCUAUGCGACAUUCAGUGAGAACUUCAAUGAUCCUAUAGUGAUUACACCAUCACAGUUAUGUGCGCAGGGUGGGCCAAUGAAUGAUGUCUGCCGAGGUGACAGUGGUGGCCCGUUUAUGGACGAGGGCUCUUCCGGUCUAAUAAAUUCAAGUGGGCGUCACUCUUUAUUGGGUAUUGUAGCUUUUGGACCAACUAAAUGUGGAAUGUCUAAUAUACCUGGAGUUUACACGCGCUACAAGAUCCCAAUCUUUCACAAAACGAUCGCGCAUACUUGCGUAGCAGUCAAUGCGGAUAUCGUAAUCGUAAAAUAUGCUGCCCCCCCUCAAUAUCUCACACAAAGUGCCACUACGCCUGCGCCGCCCUUGCCGCCAGUCACUCCCGCACCCGCACCCGCACGUGCACCUGUCCCAGUCCACGCAUCGCCAGCUGCCGUGCUGUUUCCGCAAUCUAGCGGUGCAGCACCAGCAAGACGCCCAGCGAAUAGCCUAAGCAGUGGCAUCGUCAGUGGCGGCAGCAGCAUUGCUUCUUCGCUACCUCAAUUUCCUCAAUGUGGCAAUGUGCUUGACAACCGUAUUUAUGGUGGCACCGAGACAGCGAUUGAUGAAUUUCCUUGGACCGCCUUGAUUGAGUACACGAAACCUGACGGUGUAAAGGGGCACUAUUGCGGUGGCGCUUUGAUUAGUGACCGCUAUGUGGUAACAGCGGCUCAUUGUGUUAAACCUAGUGAUCUCCCUGCUAGUUGGUCCUUGACUGGCGUUCGUUUGGGCGAAUGGGACACUCGCACUGAUCCCGAUUGCAACAAAGAGGGUUGCGCGCCAACUCAUAAAGAUAUUACCAUUGCACAGAGUAUGCCACAUCCGGAUUAUGCGAAUCACAAUGAUCCCAAUGACAUUGCAUUAUUACGUCUUAACGAGUCCGUACGAUUCACAGAUUUUGUUAAACCAAUUUGCUUACCCAUCACCCAAAAUUUACGCAUGGACACUUUUGUCAAUACUGCAAUGGAUGUAGCCGGUUGGGGUUCAACGGAAAAGAGUCAAAGUAGUCCCGUUAAGUUGAAGGCCACAUUAAAGGUUAAGGAUUUAGAUGUAUGUCGUCAGAAGUAUGCGCAAUUGAAUGGCAUACGAUUGGAUCCGACGCAGUUGUGUGCGGGUGGUGAGUCGGGAAUCGAUACAUGCCGUGGUGAUUCGGGUGGCCCUCUGAUGUUUCAGGACGAUGUAAAUGGUAAAGCGGCUUACUAUCUAAUUGGUGUUGUAUCGUAUGGUCCAACACCGUGCGGUUUAAGUGGUUGGCCAGCGAUAUACACUAGAGUUGGCGCUUUUGUAGACUGGAUUGAAAGAACAAUGCACGCAUAGAGAUACGCGAGUAUCUAAGUACAUAUUUUGAAAUAAAGUUGUUACCCAAAGCUAUGCAAAUGUAUGUAAGAGUUUUCCAAAAUAUUAAAAAAA
Rhagoletis pomonella (apple maggot) is the source of this 4494-nucleotide messenger RNA. RefSeq lists its product as uncharacterized. Gene Ontology annotation, biological process: proteolysis. Gene Ontology annotation, molecular function: serine-type endopeptidase activity. NCBI's taxonomy places the organism in Eukaryota, Metazoa, Arthropoda, Insecta, Diptera, Tephritidae. The transcript has 16 exons. The record is from RefSeq and is a predicted model, not a curated record. Bases 202 to 4401 code for a protein of 1399 amino acids.